Molecule: messenger RNA, 2296 nt
Organism: Mus caroli (Ryukyu mouse)
Lineage: Eukaryota; Metazoa; Chordata; Mammalia; Rodentia; Muridae
Product: peroxisomal succinyl-coenzyme A thioesterase
Biological process (GO): acyl-CoA metabolic process; fatty acid metabolic process
Cellular component (GO): peroxisome
Molecular function (GO): fatty acyl-CoA hydrolase activity
Source: RefSeq, a predicted model, not a curated record
AGAAUCCUAUAACCUAGCUCAGCCCCGAAGCAUGACCUUUGGCCGGUCUGUGCCCAAAUUGCUGACAGACCAUGGUUCCUCUCUUGUCUGGGUCCUAGAGACGCACUAGGUCGGCUCCACAGCAGGCCAGGCUCCGCUCCGGAUUCGGGCAUGGCGGCGAAGCUGAGCGUGGAGCCCGCGGGCCGCAGCUGCUGGGACGAACCGCUGAGCAUCGCCGUGCGCGGCUUGGCCCCGGAGCAGCCCGUCACGCUACGCGCGGCACUGCGCGACGAGAAGGGCGCGCUCUUCCGAGCCCACGCGCGCUACCGCGCGGACUCCCACGGCGAGCUGGACCUGGCGCGCGCGCCCGCGCUGGGCGGCAGCUUCUCGGGGCUCGAGCCCAUGGGGCUGCUCUGGGCCAUGGAGCCCGAUCGGCCUCUCUGGCGCCUGAUCAAGCGCGACGUGCAGACGCCCUUCGUGGUGGAGCUGGAGGUGCUGGACGGACACGAGCCCGACGGCGGGCGGCUGCUGGCGCGGGCGGUGCACGAGCGUCACUUCAUGGCUCCCGGGGUGCGGCGCGUGCCCGUGCGCGAGGGCCGGGUGCGCGCCACGCUCUUCCUGCCCCCAGGACAAGGACCCUUUCCAGGCAUCAUCGAUGUUUAUGGUGUUGGAGGAGGCCUGUUGGAAUACCGAGCCAGCCUUGUGGCUGGCCAUGGCUUUGCCACAUUGGCUCUGGCUUUUUAUGGCUUUGAGGAUCUCCCCAAAGAGCUCAACAUCAUAGAAGUGGACUACUUUGAAGAGGCAGUGCGCUACAUGCUUCGACACCCGAAGGUAAAAGGCCCAGACAUUGGGCUUCUGGGUCUUUCUCUAGGAGCUGAUAUCUGUCUGAUCAUGGCUUCCUUCUUGAAGAAUGUCUCAGCCACAGUUUCCAUCAAUGGCUCUGCAUUCAGUGGAAACAGACAUAUCAAGUACAAGCAGACCAUGAUUCCACCAUUGGGCCAUGACCUGAGGAGAACGAAGGUGGCUUUCUCCGGCAUUCUGGACAUUGUGGAUAUACGGAACGAUGCUGUAGGAGGCUGUGAGAACCCCAGCAUGAUACCAAUAGAGAAGGCCAAGGGCCCCAUCCUCUUUGUUGCUGGCCAGGAUGAUCAUUGCUGGAGGAGUGAGUUAUAUACUCAGAUAGCCUUGGACCGGUUACAGGCUCACGGAAAGGAAAGGCCCCAGGUACUCUCUUACCCUGGGACUGGACAUUACAUUGAACCACCUUACUUUCCCAUGUGCCCAGCUUCCCUGCACAAAAUAGUGAACGAAGCUGUGAUUUGGGGAGGGGAGGUCAGGGCUCACUCCAAAGCCCAGAUAGAUGCAUGGAAGCAAAUUCUAUUCUUCUUUGGCAAACACCUGGACAGUACCCACAGCAGAGCCUCCUGUAGACUGUAGUGAGUUUGUCUGUAACAGACAUGGUAGCUUCAAGGUCAAAUGUUAUAAUCAGUUCUAUGUGAAUCAGUUUUCUGCUGGAUUACAUGAAAUUCAUGUUUAGGGCAUUAAUGGCUUAUUAGUCACUGUACUGAAUAAGUUAUUAAUCAAUAUGGUUAUUGUACUACCAACCUGUGCUUGUUACAGAUUCAGCUAUAUGUGAUAUAAUGAGUUAAGUUUAAAAACAGUGACCUCUUUCUAAAAGGUAUGAUCUCUUCUAAGUUCAGCAUUUCAGUGGUAGUUGCAGCUGUUUUUGUUCCAUUUGUUGUUUUGUUGCUUUUGGGGACAGGACCUCAAACGACCUCUGGCCGUCCUGGAACUUGCCAUGUACGCACAAGGAUUGAGGCCUUGAACUCACAGGGAUUGUCACGCUUUUGCCUCCUGAGUGACAGGAUUAAAGGCUUGGCCCUACCUAGUUAAUACUUUAACUCCUGGAUCAGCUUUAAAGACAGUGGCUGCAGCUGCGGCUGCCUCAUUUCAUGUCAACUUGACAGAAGCUGGAGUCAUGUGAGAGGAAGGAGCCUGAUGUGUAUGCACAUACACCUGGAUAUACAUGUGUGUACCUUACACACACACACACACAACAACAACAACUAAAACAACAACAAAAAUGAUAAUUUUGCCAUUUCAAUGGAGUAGAUCCAGCCUUUAAAUAAUUUUUCAAAUAACAUUUCUGAAAAUGCUUCUCACCUGUGUUGAUUAAACAGCAAAGAAACAAAAAGUUAUGUUUUCUAUUCAAGGUCACUUGGAGCCUUAUUAUUUUGUCCCAUUCAAGCUACAAGGAAAUGUUAAGAGUGACUCCCUAAAGUUGAGACUAAAAAGGCAAUAAAGAAAGGAAAAGAAA